This is a messenger RNA of Rotaria socialis, 1395 nucleotides long. Lineage: Eukaryota; Metazoa; Rotifera; Eurotatoria; Philodinida; Philodinidae. The record is from the annotation of a GenBank genome assembly.
AUGUCAGAGGUUUUUGUGCCAUUGUAUAUAGGAUCUCAAGCUUUUCAACGACAUGACAUUAUUCACGUUCAUUCUCCAGAAUCGGUGAAAGUGCUGUUACCGAAUGUUGUUGCUAUGAUAUAUUCUACAUAUGUGUAUGUGCAAAAGUCUUGGAAUUUUAAUAAUCAAAAAAAAAGUUAUUGCCAGCAUAAGGCCGACAAUUUGGUAAAAGUGAUGGCUAUUGUGUUGCUCGACGGCAAAUGGUUCGAUAUUUACGGUCCAUAUUUCUCAGACGGAUACAAUAACGACGAACUCAUAUGGAAUACUCUCAGCGAUGAUAAAGUAGAAGAUUAUGAAAAUAAAGAUUUAUUUGCGCAUAGUCAGCAGCUUCAUGCAAUAUUCUCCAAAAAUGGCAUGUUUAUCGGAGACCGCGGUUUUGUAAGAUGUAAAGGAGAAUGGAGCUUAUAUACACCUGAUUCAAUAUGUAAAGGUGAAGCACAAUUGUCAACUAUAAAAGCAAAUCAAACAAGGUUUAUAACUAGAGUUCGUAAUGCUAUUGAACGAGGUUUUGUAAGAUUAAAACAAUGGAAUUUUAUUGGUUCUGUUGUAAAUACUGAUAUUAUACCUGUUAUUGGUUCAAUAAUGAGAAUACUAUGUACUGUUGGCAAUGCUUACUUUUCUAAUUUGGUGCUAGAUAAUAAUGACGCUCUUGAACACGCUCAAUAUACAAUAAGAAAUAUACAAUUAGAGAAUGAAGUUGAACACAUGGAAGCCAAUACAACUGGUUGGAAAAAAGCCAACAUAAACGAUAUAUCAAGUAUUAUUACGUCCUACGACGAGAAUGAUGUAAAGCAAUGCAAUGAGUGGCCAACUUACAUCCAUCCUGAUUUUCCAUCAACAGUUAAAAUAAAAAAUAAUAUAUCAAGAUACAAGACAACGGACAAUCCAAAAAAACAUACUGUAUGGAUACGGUUUGGUCAUAAUAAACUUGACGAUAUUGCUUUUUAUUGCACUUGCAAAAGUGGUUUGCGUACUGCAGGUGGUACUUGUACUUACGUAACCGCAGUAUUAAUCGCUUUAAUUCAUUGGAAAAGUAAUAAAAAAAUACCAAGUUUUUAUACAACAGCUGCAGCAUUAUUUUUGAAUGCUUUGGAUUGUACCACAUACAAGGAGAGCAAAAUGAAACAAGAAUCAGAAGAAUACAGCGGAGCAAGUAGUGAUACUAAAAACCAAACAACAUCAAUAAGUCAAGGAACAGCAAGUACUGAUACUGAAGUAACAGAUGAAGAAUGUACCAGUAGCGAAAUAUCCGAUGAAGACUCUAUGGACUCUCAGACAGCUGAUCUAAAAUUCACAAGCAGUGAAACGAGCGAUGAGGAUGCAAGAUAUGAAUUGUAUACUGAUGAAACAAAGUGA